This is a messenger RNA of Cylicocyclus nassatus, 1861 nucleotides long. Lineage: Eukaryota; Metazoa; Nematoda; Chromadorea; Rhabditida; Strongylidae. The record is from the annotation of a GenBank genome assembly.
GGUGAAAUGCUCCUGGCAAUCUUAUUUUUCCUACCUAGUCUUGCGGGAGCGAGGAGAUUGCUGUACCCAGCAGUCAAACGCCAUGUGGUAGAUGAUUCAAACUGGGACGCUACAAAGCCUUGGACUGUGAACUGGAUCAGCGUUAAACUGGAUCAUUUUACCUCGUCAGACACUCGCACAUUCAAAAUGAGAUGGCUUUUGAAUAACACCUACUACAAGUUAGGAGGACCAAUACUCUUUUACACUGGGAACGAAGGAGAUAUUGAAGACAUAGCCACAAUUGCUGGCAUGAUGUGGGAUUUGGCGCCAAGAUAUAACGCAGCAGUAAUUCUUGCCGAACAUCGUUUCUAUGGUACAAGUCUUCCUUUUGGUAACGAUUCAUACUCGAGCAUUGCAAACAUGGGUUACUUGACAUCGGAACAAGCCCUGGCGGAUUUUGCAGCUUUAUUGUUUGCCCUUAAAACUCCAAACAAUGGAUUGGUGGUCUCAUAUCCUCAGGAAGCAAAAGUCAUAGCACUUGGAGGAUCCUACGGAGGAAUGUUAGCAGCAUGGUUUCGCUUGAAGUACCCGCAUGUUAUUACCGGGGCCUGGGCUGCAUCAGCACCGCUCCUUUAUUUUGAAGGGGCAAAUGUUGAUCCAGGAGCUUACUCCGCGAUAGCAACAAAUACAUACGUGAAUGCAGGUUGUAACAGAUUUAUCGUAGCAAACAGCUGGAAUGCCAUACUCAAUCUCUCUUACACAGAAGACGGUCGAUCCUUUCUCAAUACUCAGUUCAAAAUUGAUCCAAGAUCUCAAAUCAAAACAUAUGAGGAUGGAUGGAACCUCGUUAACUAUUUCAGGGAAGCCAUAGACGGUAUGGCAGAGGAAAACGAUCCGUUUCCUAGUUCUCUCCCUGCUUGGCCAGUAAAUGUCGCCUGUUCGUUUUUGAAUGCUUCCGGCACUUCGUUUACUGACGAAGAAUUGGCGACGAGGAUGUACAACGCUGCAAACAUUUAUCACAACAGUUCCGGAACACUCGAGUAUAACUGCAUUGACACAAGCGUUUGCGAAGAUGCAUACGAAGUGGAUGAUUAUCGGUUUGCAUGGUCUUGGCAGGCAUGUACCGAGAUCGUUAUAAAUAUGUGCGCAAGAAGCGGCGAAAAUGAUUUUUAUAUGGAUGAAUGCGAGACAAACGUCACUUCUUUCUUGAUCGAGCAAUGCAAUGAGACUUUCGCUCAUCUCAAUUGGACCACAGACUUAUGGAACAGGCACGCUGUUCCGUUGAAGUAUGGACUAUCUCUCGACAGCGUCAGCAACAUAAUUCUGACACAAGGAGAGAUGGAUCCGUGGUCCGGAGGUGGUUAUACCAAAAAUUCCCCUGGAGUCAGCGAGGAUCAAGGAAUUUACGUUAUGAAGAUACCUGGAGCAGCACAUCAGCUUGAUUUACAAACACCUAAUACUUGCGACCCUAACACGGUGACAAAUGCCAGGUUCCAGAUAGUGAAAAUCUUGGAUUGUUGGCUCCAUGGAUGUCAGUCGCUUCCAAGGCUUACUGAUCUACCUGAAAUGGUGAUUCCUCCAAAUGUCAACUGUACAGACCGGAGUGGAGAAUAUCCGUGGGGUCAGGACUCUGAUGCACACAGUCCGUGGAUUAAGGGUUCCAACACACCCGCACUCCCCUGGUCCCUUUGUACAAUUUCACUUAUCAUAUGGGUAUUGCGAGUGUAGAUAUUUUGCUUCCAUUGUAUACCAUUGAGUAAUGCUGGUAUGUGCAAUGCUUUACAAGGGAAGAAUAUAAUGCUUGGUGGCAGGGAUCGCUCAAAAUGAGAUUUCUACCAGUACAUCCAAUUUGAAAUGCUAACUCAGUGUCUGCUCUGCAUGA